Benincasa hispida (wax gourd) is the source of this 2457-nucleotide messenger RNA. It is a transcript of the gene FBH3, whose product is annotated as basic helix-loop-helix (bHLH) DNA-binding superfamily protein. Gene Ontology annotation, molecular function: RNA polymerase II cis-regulatory region sequence-specific DNA binding; protein dimerization activity; DNA-binding transcription factor activity, RNA polymerase II-specific. Lineage: Eukaryota; Viridiplantae; Streptophyta; Magnoliopsida; Cucurbitales; Cucurbitaceae. The record is from RefSeq and is a predicted model, not a curated record. Gene Ontology annotation, cellular component: nucleus. Gene Ontology annotation, biological process: regulation of transcription by RNA polymerase II.
ACUUCCCAUUGGCUUAAUUUCAGUGAACAGGAAAGCAAGCAAAAAACGCCAUUUCAUUUCAUUUUUUAAAAAAAGAAAAAAGAAAAAAGAAAAAAGAAAUAGAAAUAGAAAUUCUCUCUACUGUAAUCCCACCGCCGUACCGGAGAAUUUGUUGGUUAUUUUCCGGCAGCCGGUGUAGCUGUGGAAAGACGAAGAAGAAGAAGAAGUGGAGAGGACAUUUUUUAACUGAUAGACAGGAAAAUUAUUAGAUUUUGUUGGUGUUUUGCUUACCGUUGACGAAUGGAGUGAGUUAGUUUUCUUGGUUGGAAUUUGAGAUAAUUUGUGGUUCAGUUGAAGUUGUGUUUCUGUACGCGUUGUUAGUGAAGGAAUUUGAUGGUUUGUGGAGUUAUUUUGUGUAGGAAGAAACAGAAUUCUUAGUGGAUUUGAUUGCAUUGGUGCUUUUUUUGUUCUUUUGUUUUGGUUUUUUAUUACUGCGAAAUUGGCGUAAUUGAAGAAGAAGAAGUUGUUUUCGAAAGGUUCCUAUUGUUUUAAGUUCUGUUACUGCUAGUCUAACUGAAGUAGACCUGGAGAAAGGAGGAGGACCAAUGGAGGCUGAUUUUCAGCAGCAUCAUCAUAUUCUUCAUGAACAUCAUCAGCAACAACCGCAGAUGAAUUCUGGCUUGACACGGUACCGUUCUGCUCCAAGUUCGUAUUUCAGAAGUCUGACGGAUAGGGAAUUCUGUGAUCAGUUCUUCAAUCGGCCAUCCAGUCCCGAAACAGAAAGGAUUUUCGCACGGUUUAUGACUAGCGGGAGCACUGGUAGCGGCAGUGGCGGUCCAGAAGGUUCAUCUCAGAUCCUCAACGAGUCUCAGAAGAGCGCUCAGGCUGGAGAAAUGCUUAUAACCACUGAAGCAAAUCAACAAACACCUUAUGUGAGCAAUGAAACUAGAGCUAUCCAUCAGCAACCAAGCAAUGUCAACAGCAAUUACCCACCUGUUUCAUCAACAACCUGUUUCUAUCAGAGUUCAAUGAAACCCCCACUUCCAAAUCAGGGUAUGAUUUCAGGAACCGAUGGAUCUGGUUCAAUGGGAAUUGAUCUAAAGCCACGGAUUAGAACAGAUGGUGGAAGAACUUCGAAUCUCAUUCGGCAAAGUAGCUCGCCUGCUGGACUAUUUGACCACAUAAAGAUUAAUGAUAGUGGCUAUGCUGCAUUGAGAGGCAUGGGAAAUUGUGGAACUCGUAGUAGCUUUAACGAAGAAGCCUCUUUUUCUUCUCCAAGCAGGUUGAAGAAUUUCUCACCAAGGACUUUACCACCACACUCAUCAGGGUUGAUGAGUCCCAUGGUUGGAAUUGAGAAAAAAAGUAUCAGAGAAACCAAUCAAGAUACUAAAAGCUUUGCUGAAAGCCAAACCAGUGAUUAUGGUAGUACUAGCUUCCCAGUUGGUUCCUGGGAAGAAUCUGCUGUCAUAUCUGAUAACAUUGUUGGUCAAAAACCACUUGAAGAUAAUGAUGAUGACGAGAAGUCGUACUCGAAUUUUAACAUUUCAGACACUCAGAAGGUGGAUCCCGGAAAUCGCCCUCCUUUGCUUGCUCAUCAUCUUAGUUUACCAAAUACUUCAGCAGAAAUGAAUGCUAUUGAAAAGAUCUUGCAGUUUUCAGAUUCUGUUCCUUGUAAACUUCGAGCCAAGCGUGGCUGUGCUACUCAUCCCAGAAGCAUUGCGGAGAGAGUCAGACGAACUAAAAUCAGUGAAAGAAUGAGGAAGCUUCAAGAGCUAGUGCCCAACAUGGACAAGCAAACUAACACAUCAGACAUGUUAGAUUUGGCAGUUGAGUACAUAAAAGGCCUUCAAAAACAGGUUCAGACACUUUCAGAUAAUCGUGCAAAAUGUAAGUGCUCACAUAGUCAGCAUCAAUAAUGAAAAAAGGGAUUGGCGUGGAAAAUUCUUAUGUACAGAGCCAUUUCAAUUUCAAAUUUUAGGAUAGAACACGAAUCUCUCUCAGGAUGCAACUGCUUAUUUCUGUACUAAUUAAGAAGAAAUAGUGGGUCAACAUUAUUUUCUUUGAAGAUAAAGUUUGCAGAAACAAAAAAGAGAGAGCUGCACAGGACAAGAAGAUAGUGAGGUACAGCGAUUGGAAAUGAAGACAAAGAACUGCUGAAAGCUGAUGGUGCAUGUGAGUUUAGAGACUUGCUGGUACUUUACCUCCACUGUGUAAAUUAAAUAACUAUAUAUGCAUGAUUAGCAGAUCUUAAAGUGCAUAUAAUCUGUCACUUUAGAGAGAGAGAGAGAGAGAGAGAGAGAGAGAGAUUGACUUGGCUAUUCUAGAUCUGGUUAGAGGAAUUAAGAAGGGAAGUUGCCAUUAAUGGCUGACCCAAGGAAUGGCUUUUAGAAAGAAGUGGGAAAAUAAGCUGCCUGAUUUGUAUUAGAAAUGUUACAGAUAAAUUAUUUAUUUUGGUGUUACAUUCCAUUAUUAGUAUCA